UAAAUCCCAGGGCAGCGGGUCCUUCAAGGUUAGCAUUGCAAUUUCAAUUAGCUUCUGAGUGAAAGCUUGGCAUGUGUAUUAGUGAGCAGGGACACAAUUAGCUUAUUCUUCCAUUCCCAACUGUGUUGAGAGGAUCCAAAGGAUUGGUGGGGGAUCAGGCAAGCCAGGCAUCACUGGAUAGUGAAGAAGGGAGUUGCUCAAACCUCGGUAUCUUCACUUGUUCAGGCUGGAAUUACAGAGAUUUAUUACAGAACACUGUGUGUGGCUUGGUGAAGGGUGCCUCCAGAGCACUCCAGAUACCACUCGGGGUUUGCCUUUUUGAGUGCUUCACCGCUCUGUCUUAUUCUCAUCAUUACCAUGGAGCCCAACAGUCCCAAAAAGAUACAGUUUGCUGUGCCUUUAUUCCAGAGUCAGAUUGCUCCCGAGGCAGCAGAGCAGAUCAGGAAAAGAAGACCCACGCCAGCAUCUCUUGUGAUUCUCAAUGAGCAUAAUCCCCCAGAAAUUGAUGAGAAGAGGAUGAGCAACACUCAAGAAGAGUCACAGAAUGCAUCUCCUAAGCAAAGGAAGCAGAGUGUGUACACACCGCCUGCCAUGAAAGGAACAAGCAAGCAAGGAGAAAAGAAGAGAUGGGAAUAGCUAAGAGGCGACUGCAUUAGGGGAAGAUGGAAUCAGAAAAGGCAUGUCCUCCUAUGACUACAUGACAGUCAGCAGACUAAAACUGUGUUCUGAGUCGGUGAUGUAUGAACACAUGUAGCAUGUAAUGACAAACACUGUAACUGAGUAUUUUGUUUUUAAAAACUUGUCCUUAGAAAAUGACCUUUAAAAUCUGUUUUUUAUUUGUUUUUUGCUCUUUAAUUUGGAACUUUCCCCAGGAAAACUAUUCAGCCACAGAUCACUACCUGGAUAAUUUACUCUGCCUAGUGUGUGAAUUGUUACUAUAAAGUGUCACAUACCAGGUUUUUUCUUUUACAGAGAUUUAUGGGAUGUGGUACUACAUUCUCUGGAAUGCUUCCACCAUGUUCUGGGUUAUUUUCUUUUGCUCCUCCAGGUACAAAAUCAAGUUGAUAACAACGGGAAGCCAGCUUGUCAGUGCUCUGUUUCUGCCUGAGCUUGGAAAAGUACAGCACAAACCCACACGCCCCAGCAUCCCCACCCGCUCCCCAAGUGCUAUGGACAACAAGCUGGUCUGCCUCCUGAAGUGCUUUUGAUAUUUUAUGCACAAUGUGGACAUGCUUUUCAGACAUAGUUUAUUAUUUUUUGUGCUAUUUGUCAAGCUCUUUUCCUUGAUUUUAUUUCCCUCUAAAACUAGAAGGGAGAACUUGAAUUUGGAUAAAUUUUAACUGAAUUAUUUUAAUUCUUCUACUUGUGAAAUCUGAGACUUCUCUUAUAAUGGGGAGGCUUUCAAACUCAUUCCCUUUGUUUCUGUUUCAGAUUCCACCGUGUUUAUUUAUCCCCUUGUUGCUUUUUCAAAUUCCACUGGUCUUGCUUGGGUUUAGUUCCACAGAUCUUUUGGAGGUUUACAUGACUGAGCACUUGGGGCUGUAACAGUGAAAGGGAUAGUAUUGUCCUUACUGUAAAUACAGCUUGUAAACUCUGUUAGCUAAUAUUGGUUCAAUUCUUUACAAUUAAUGAGGUGGAUUCACUUAGGUUUCUCAGUUAGUAAGCUCAUUAAAUGUGUCUAAUAGGUAAGGUUUGCUUUAUAGAUACAGACUUAACUUCACAGAUAAGAAGUGAACUCAUAACCCAACAAGCAUUUCCGUUAGCUGACAUCUAUGUGUGAAACUGUCAGAGCUGUGAGGACAGAAAAGCCUGCUUCCUGAGAACCCAUUGGAUCCCAUGAUUCCUGCAAUGACCUAUAGAGUGAUUCAUAACUAAAUCUCUGGAGUUGCAAGAAUAAAGCACAAGAUAAUUUUCCACAUGUAGCUAAGGUGGAGGAAAGAUUCUUAGUUCUUGAGUUAUUCAGCAUUGACUUAACUAAGGUGACUUGUACAAAACCAAACAAGUAAAGCAACCCUCCUCCAAGUAGCUGGGCAGUUUGUUUUUCUAUUUUUCCUCCUUCUUGUCCUCCUCCAUCUCCCU
Messenger RNA from Onychomys torridus (southern grasshopper mouse), 2079 nucleotides. RefSeq names its product protein phosphatase 1 regulatory inhibitor subunit 1C (gene Ppp1r1c). Gene Ontology annotation, molecular function: protein phosphatase inhibitor activity. The coding region runs from base 358 to 636 and encodes 92 amino acids. The record is from RefSeq and is a predicted model, not a curated record. Gene Ontology annotation, biological process: intracellular signal transduction. Gene Ontology annotation, cellular component: cytoplasm. Lineage: Eukaryota; Metazoa; Chordata; Mammalia; Rodentia; Cricetidae. The transcript is spliced from 5 exons.